AUGAAGUUGUUAUUGGCAGUAACUAUAUUAUUGACCCUCCAUUUGGCGCAGGCGCGCAUCUUGGAUCACGGUAAUCGCAUUACAAACGGGAAUCUAGCUGAGGCGGGUCAGUUUCCCUACCAGGUGGGCUUGAACGUAUCAUUUGGCAACGCGAGCACCUGGUGCGGCGGCACUCUGGUAUCGCAUCGAUGGAUUCUCACGGCUGCCCACUGCAUGGAUGGAGCGGAGCGUGCCACGAUCUACCUGGGCGCGAUUAACAUUACAGACAGGCACGAGGCGGGCCAGAAGCGUUAUUACGUGACGAGAUCUCAUAUCGUAGUGCAUGCCAAUUGGACGGCCAGCACCGUGGCCAAUGACAUAGCUCUCGUCAAGCUGCCCACAUUCGUGGAGUUCAGCGAUCGGGUGAGAGCUGCCGACCUGCCCAGAGGUCUGAAUGGCAGCUACUCCAGCUAUGAGCAGGCCACGGCCUAUGCAUCCGGCUGGGGCCGGGACAGCGACAGCUCCAACUCCAUGUCGGCAACCUUGCGCUAUGUGGCAAUGCCCGUAAUGCCGCACAGCCGCUGCAAGUUAUUCUGGGGCGGCUCCCUGUCCGAAAAGAUGAUCUGCAUGAGCACCAGCAGCGGCAGAUCCACCUGCCACGGCGACUCCGGCGGACCGCUCAUCUACAAGGAGGACAGCAACAACUAUUUGAUUGGCAUCACCUCGUUCGGGCUCUCAAUGGGCUGUGAGAUUGGUUUCCCGUCCAUUUUCACGCGGGUGACCAGCUACUUGGACUGGAUUUGGCAGCACAUUGGGGGCAAUAGCACGACAGAAUCGAAUUUUUAAAUGGUUUUAAAGCACAAGAACCGAAACCUUUUGGCUCAAAAGAAUAUUUUUGUAGCAUUUGAAAAUAUUAUUGCAAGCCUUAAAAGCUUAUUUUCAGUAAUUUAAGUUAAUAAUAAAAAUAGAAUUAUUUAAAUUUAUAUUAAAUUUAACAUUUCAAUUGAAGAUUUAACAAGUCAAAGCUCGACAAACAGAUUAACGAACUGAGGCUUAAGAGCGAUUGCAUUGGUUUGAACCAUUAACCACUAAAACGCUGGUUCAACUAAAAAUGUAAUUUCAAUUAAAAUAAAUACUUGACAAGUUGUACAAUAAACUUAAACAACAGUUUCUUUUUUUUUUUGUAUUUUAUGUUUUUCAAGUUUUUUUUUAUUGUUCUUUUGUUUUGGGUUUUGAAAUUUUUAUUCGGACCUUCGAACAGCGCUUCCGAGUAUUCAAAUUCGAAACAGCAGAACGUUCCCAGUGAAACCCGCGAUUUGCGCACUUUCCGAAUGCCAUUUUUGUUUUUCAUCUAUGUACAAAACUUAAAAAAUAGAGGGGGGAACAAAUUAAGAGAUAGAAAUUACACGUACAAUUACGUGUUUUUUUUUGUUUUUUUUUUAUACCUAAUUACUUUUGUUGCUUGUUUUUU
Drosophila novamexicana is the source of this 1450-nucleotide messenger RNA. RefSeq names its product serine protease 3-like. The coding region runs from base 1 to 825 and encodes 274 amino acids. Gene Ontology annotation, molecular function: serine-type endopeptidase activity. NCBI's taxonomy places the organism in Eukaryota, Metazoa, Arthropoda, Insecta, Diptera, Drosophilidae. The transcript has a single exon. Gene Ontology annotation, biological process: proteolysis. The record is from RefSeq and is a predicted model, not a curated record.